AUGCUCCGGCAGAUGUGGAUGGCAUUGGCAUCGUAUUUUGCCGUGGCAUUUGGUGAUGCCGAGCCUGGCAGCACUACCUCUUCGAGCACCAUGAUGCUUGACACAGGGACGGACUGCAAUCCCUACCAGGGUACCAGGUACAUCACUUUAGGCAAUGGCGACAGUGUCACCUCGACUGUGUGCAAAGACAGCUGGGACCUUUAUGAGGUGGCGGUCUACGACGACCAAAACCAGGAGAUCACCGGCGUUACGGCCACUGCACCCACGGGAAGCGCUCCGCCUAACACAGGAUAUGGGGGCGACUAUGAACCAUAUCAGGCAUUGGACGGCUCGCUGACGACUUACUGGGCAGGGGACCACGAUAUUGGAAUGAGCUGCUCCUGCUGGCAUGCUUCCAAGAAGGAUGCCCAACAACUCCUUCUCGACCUGGGGUCUUCGCAGAAAGUCUCCAAGAUCAACAUUUGGCAGGGUGGUGCCGGAAACAAGUGGGCCGUCUCUCGCCUUCGCAUUCACUGCCACAGCGCGCAGCUCAAUGCGAACCCUUUAGAGUUGGAGAUCUCCAGCGGCUCCACAACCAUCGAGUGCGACGAUGUGGGCUGCCGCGCCACUGGCCACAAUCCCACCUUCGUGAAUAGAUCAGCGGCUUGCGUCGCCAGCAAAGCUGGCCACGGUGUGCCUGUCGGCUUGCUCCUGGGGCUGGGGCUGGCCAGCGCCUGCUGCUGGUGCAAUGGCGACAGCAUCACCUCGCCUUUGUGCAAAGACAGCUGGGACCUUCAUGAGGUGGCGGUCUACGACGACCAAAACCAGGAGAUUACCGGCAUUAUGGCCACUGCACCGACAGGAACCGCUCCGCCAAACGCAGGACGCGACUAUGAACCAUAUCAGGUGUUGGACGGCUCACUGACGACUUUCUGGGCAGGGGCCCACGAUAUUGGAAUGAGCUGCUCCUGCUGGGAUUAUUCCAAGCAGGAUGCCCAGCACAUCCUUCUCGACCUGGGGACUACGCAGAAAGUCUCCAAGAUCAACAUUUGGCAGGGUGGUGUCGGAAACAAUUGGGCCAUUUGGGCCGUCUCUCGCCUUCGCAUUCACUGCCACAGCGCGCAGCUCAAUGCGAACCCUUUAGAGUUGGACAUCUCCAGUGGCUCGACCACCAUCGAGUGCGACGAUGUGGGCUGCCGUGCCAUUGACCACAAUCCCGCCCUCGUGAAUAGAUCAGCGGCUUGCGUCGCCAGCAAAGCCGGCCACGGUGCGCCUGUCGGCUUGCUGCUGGGGCUGGGGCUGCUGGCCAGCGCAGGCUGCUGA
Effrenium voratum is the source of this 1302-nucleotide messenger RNA. NCBI's taxonomy places the organism in Eukaryota, Dinophyceae, Suessiales, Symbiodiniaceae. The record is from the annotation of a GenBank genome assembly.